This is a messenger RNA of Ruditapes philippinarum (Manila clam), 1684 nucleotides long. RefSeq names its product putative phosphatidate phosphatase. The coding region runs from base 262 to 1044 and encodes 260 amino acids. Gene Ontology annotation, molecular function: phosphatidate phosphatase activity. NCBI's taxonomy places the organism in Eukaryota, Metazoa, Mollusca, Bivalvia, Venerida, Veneridae. Gene Ontology annotation, biological process: signal transduction; phospholipid metabolic process; phospholipid dephosphorylation. The transcript has 8 exons. The record is from RefSeq and is a predicted model, not a curated record.
CCAUCGAAAACAUUUUUUUUCAAUUGGUGUUUUUUUUCUUCAAAUUUUUAAUUUAAAACUUAUCAUGGUUUAAUCAUUCUACUUUUUUAUGUUAUUCAUGCAGUUUGUUUAUUUUGUUUUAUAAAAUUGAAAAAUAAAGCCUGAUUAUACCAUUUUAACACUGAAAAUGAACCAGGAAAUUGCGAAAUAGGUUUGAUAUUCUUUUGCAAUUAAUGAAAAAAUAUCUGAUUAUCGCAUGAAAAAGCUAUAGUUCCUAACGAAAUGGAAGUAAAACAAAGAAAAGCCAUUUUGAGAGUCGUAUUUGAUAUACUCUCUAUUGCAUGUGUUGCUAUUCCUGUGCUGAUAUUGUUUGCUGUUGCCAAGGGAUAUGAGCGUGGUUUCUACUGUGAUGAUGAAAGCCUUAUGCACCCAUACAAAUCUAAUACCAUACCAACCUGGGUUGCUGGUUUUGUUGGUAUUGCACUACCAUCACUUAGUAUCCUGAGUCUUGAAGGGUUUAAGGCAUACCGGGCAGAGAAGAAGUUGUUUACAUACUUUGCUAUUUGUUACAAGUUGUUGGUACCAUUUUUUCUUGGUUUGGCUUACACAGCUACUACAAAAUAUAGCAAAAGUACAGGCUAUUUUCAUGGAUUCUUGUCAGGGGAUGUUUGUACAGGAACAGAUAAAGCUGCAAUAGCAGAAGCAAGGUUAUCAUUUCCAUCAGGGCAUACAUCUGUAGCAUUUUAUUGUAUGAUUUGGUUAAUUGUGUACCUGCAGUUCAAAUUCACAUGGAGGCGUUACUGGUUAAUCAGACCAGUAUUACAGGCAGUGGCAUUUUUCCUGGCCUAUUAUACAGGAUUAUCAAGAAUCUCUGACUACAUGCAUCACUGGAGUGACGUACUAGCUGGUGCUAUCAUUGGAACAGUUGUAGCUAUAUUAGAUGUGUUUUUCAUGUCAGAUAUCCUAGCAUGGAGAAAGAGGAAAUGUCAGGACUGCAGUAAUUCUUUACCACUGUAUCAUAGAGAUGGUGUCAACAAUGGAACAUGUUCUACUAUUGAGACAUGAAUGGAUACUAAUCAAGCUCUACUUCCAAGAAAAUGAUGUGAUAUUAAACAGCCAACUUGUUACAUUCCUAAAAUUAUUCUUUUAUUGUCCAGCAUGUAACCUAAUGCAAGUUUUAAAUAUUUAUUUGAUUAACUAUGCAGCUAACUCAAUGUUCUUUUCACCAGCAUGUAACUGCUUUCACAACUAGGCAAUGCAAAAUUUAGUUUUAAGGUUGAUCAAUUUCAAACAAUAUGUAAAUUUUGGAUUCUGAUGUUGGAUAGGGUAAUUUUUUAAAAACUUUUUGCCUCAUUUAUUUAUAAUUUCAUAUAAUGAAUUUUAUGAAUAUUUUCUGCUCCAGCAAUUCAGUAAAUGGCAUGAUUUUAAACAAAUUAAAUAAGUGUAAAAAAACUUUCAUGUGAUGAAUCUAGGAAUCUAUUUUACAUGAAUGAAAUAAGUAUAAAAAGAUAUACUAUUCUUUAGAAUUCAAAAAAUCAUCUGUCAGAGAAAAUCAGUUGGUUAGCAGUAAUUCUGUGAUAUGAAAUAUUUAUCAAUUAUUAAGUGGCAGUUAAUAAAUAAUUUGAUAAUUAUAUCCAAAAAUAAAAACCCAGUAACACUUGUGUUAUGCAUAUUACAAUAUUUUAUUAUUCAAAAAUAAUAAGGA